CCUAGAAAUAGCUUAGUAGAGAAGAUCUGGACUAGAUUCUACACUACAGUCUAGCCUCUACUAAUCUAAUCUAGUACUCAGUAGUGUACUAGAUCUAUAUAAUUAUAAAAAAAUAUAAAUACUAUAUUAUAAUAAUAUAUUCUAAACUAUGAUUCAACAAGUCCACUGUACUAGCCACACAUCCAGUCACAUUGAAUUGAUUGACAGACGGAAGAAAUGAUGAUAGACACAGUCAAAAUGAGUUUCUUAAAUGACAAACUCAAUCAAUCUAUUUCUUAAGACAAAAUUCUUGAUGACAAAUUUUCAGAAUAAAAUGGAACAUGAUUCAGCUUCACUUCACAUACUUUUAAAGUAAAAAUAUAUAAGACACAAUGGCAAGCACCUGCCAGGGAAUAGAGUUUGUUAUUGAUGGUAAAAAGUCAGAAUUAGUCAAGAAACAUUUAGUCAAAAUAGAAAAGCUGUUUAGUGUGAACAUAGUACUGAAAGAUCAUUUCCGUUUAAAACAACAAUAUGAUGGUGUGAAACAGUGGAUACAUAUUACUGGACCAGUAAAUGAUUGUAACAAUGCCAAGAACUAUAUCAUUGCGCUCACGUCUCCGGAAUUCUAUCAAAGUUUAAAGAGAAUGAAGAACCAUCCUUUACUUACUCCCAACCAGUUGGAUCUUAUUGAACAAAGAGCACAGACUGUUUUGGCUUUUGAAGAUGGCAGUGACGACCUGAAAAUUUAUGGCACUGAGUUCUCCGUUGCAGUGGCUCAAUCACUGAUUGACCAUAUUAUAAAAGAGACUCAACUCUGUCACAUGAAUGACUCUGACUCUGAUGAGGUUGACACAGUAGCUAGGGACAGAAAUAACUCAGCUCUGAGUACUUUACAGAAACAUCAAAAUCCUCCAUUUUUGUCUGAUUCCAAGACAAACUAUACCACAUAUGCCUCACCAUCCGUUUUAUCACCAGUAACUCUUGGUGGACAAGAAACUUGUGAUGGGGGUCUUAGUGACAGACAAUUAACUUUCAGGGACACAAUUCCUUUUACAAAUGGACAUUUCCUCCAGCCUAAAAGUUAUGAACGAGGGAAAGCUGACCAGAAUCAUGCAAUCAAUCAGGCUGAUUCUUUGUGGCAGUUUGCUUUAGAUUUACAUUAUUGUCCUGAAGACAUCGAGAGAAGUUUAUCACAGUAUGAUAUGAACAACAUUGUGAAACCUUCUGACUUCUUAAAGACUCUUGAUGAAAUCAAAUCUAGUCGACACUGUGGUUUGAAACAGGCCAGUGGCGCAACCGCCCAGGCUCAAAUUACAAUGGCUACCAAAGGUACACAUAUCCAUGUUCCAAUUUCAAAUGUUGCCAACACUGGCAAUAAUGUCACUAACACUGGCAAUAACAUUGACUUAAAUGAUAGUGUGAUUUUUGUUGGCGAAGAGGCUCCAGCUGUUUCAGUGCUGGACACUGUAAUCAUUUCUGAUGAUGAGGCAGACAUUGAAAUAGACAGCACAGUUUUAGCUUGUACUUCAGCAAGGGGAGCUACUGGAGGUGGGCUACUAAAAUCACCCAAGAGAGGUAACUCCAAACCAUCCUAUCCAUCACAGAGAGACAUUCGAAGACCUACAGUCAAUACUUUACAGACAAAUGAUUCUACUGAGUCAGAGGAAAAUACCUGGCCAAAACAGGAUUACAGAAAAGACCUUAGAUACAUUGUCAUAGAUGGCAGCAAUGUGGCUAUGGCACAUGGUGACAAUAAAUGUUUCUCAGUACGAGGUAUUGUUAUUGCUGUGAAGUAUUUUAAAGAUAGAGGCCAUGACAGAAUCACAGUGUUUGUCCCUGAAUCUCGACGUUAUGGAGAUCCUAGUAAAGGAUGGUAUAACUCAGAUCCCAUCAGAGGAAAACAAUUAUUAGAAAAACUUAACCAGGAUGGAAUAGUUAAAUUUACACCAGCUCGUCGAUUGGAUGGUGGCAGAAUAAUAGCAAGUUAUGAUGACAGGUAUAUUUUAAACCUUGCUGAACAAGAAGAUGGAAUUAUUGUAUCUAAUGAUCAGUUCAGAGAUUUGUGUGAUGAACGAGCCACAUAUAAAAGGAUUGUACAUUCAAAUCUUCUUCAAUAUGUCUUUGUUGGAGAUGCAUUUAUGCCUCCUGAUGAUCCACUGGGUCGCAAUGGUCCAAAACUUGAUGUGUUUCUGAAAAACCCUUCUUACAACAAACCUAAUGUAUCAUUCAUGCCCUUCAAAGAAGUAAACAGAGUUGACAAGCCUUGGCAGAAACCUAUCAUCACAGCUAGUGCUAAUCCUAAUGACACCAGACGAAGUCGGGAAGAAACACAACGGUUGUAUGAACAGUUGAUUCAGGUAUUUCCCAACAAAGACCAGUCCCUGCGUGUCUACCAAGUUCUAGAGAACCACUGUACGGAAACAGACCUGGUCAAACUGACCAAUUAUGUCAUGAAUGCUCUUUUCUCUAAAGACCAUUAACAGGCAGACGGCGCUGUCCAUUACCCACCCAACACAAAAAGAUGAAUAUAUUGUUCCACUAACUGUCUGAGCUAUGUAGCUCAUUAUGUUUGAAUUGGCCAAUAAUAACAUAAAAAUCACUGUAUGCCUUGCUCAAAUGUGAUUGUAUUUUUAUUUGUAUCAUUUAGAUUUCUCUGAAUAUCUGGAGUAACCUGUACAGGAGAAUGUUUAUUUGGUAAUAAAUUGAGACAACUUUUUUUGUAUACGAGUGCAAUAAUAAAAUACUUUCUUGUGUUGAUGUGUUUCUGCGUCUAGUUACAGGGCUCUGCUUAUGUAUUGGAAGACUUUGAGAACUAUGGAGUUUCAAUGAAAAACUCAUGCAAUGAAAUUGAAGUGUAUAGACUGAAGCUAACUAUUCCUCCCACUCAACAUUCCUUAUGCUUUAAUAGAAACUUUUUUCAAAAUAAAAUGUGAUUCCCUUGUCCUAAGCAAAAAAAAAAAAAGAUUCAUUUCAAGAAACCAAUCAAAGAAUUUUAUGAAAUUCUUUUAAAGCAUGUUUAUAAAAAGUGUGUGAGAUGGCUGUUGAAAAAUAGAAAUAUCAAUCAUCAACUUUAUUUCCUGUGAUGUCAUAACUGUGUAUUAAAAAACGUGUAUUAAAAAACAAAAACAAAAAAAAAACAAUAUAGGCAGCUAUAGAAUCCUACAAUUGUUGGUUGUGCUUGUCAUUUCUCUGAUAUAUUUUUAAAACAUGUAUCAAUAUUUCAUUAUAAGAUUUACAUCUUUUAAAUAUUUUUUUUUGUCAGUUUUAAGAUAGUCUAGUUUAUAACCUUCAAAAAUGUACAUAUGUUAAAAUGAUUUUUUUUUCGACUACAAAUACUUACCUUAAUUAAAGCAAACUUGAGCAGAUUAGGACUGACUGCAUCACAUAAAGACAACAGAGCUGAAUCAAUGACAAUGAUCUGCAAGUCUCUAAAACUAUUACUGUAUACCGGUACAUCUGGUGUGUUGCAAUAAAAAAAAAUCAAAUAGCA
Biomphalaria glabrata is the source of this 3469-nucleotide messenger RNA. RefSeq lists its product as uncharacterized. The record is from RefSeq and is a predicted model, not a curated record. Gene Ontology annotation, cellular component: nucleus; cytoplasmic ribonucleoprotein granule. Gene Ontology annotation, molecular function: RNA endonuclease activity; mRNA binding. Bases 372 to 2459 code for a protein of 695 amino acids. The transcript is spliced from 11 exons. NCBI's taxonomy places the organism in Eukaryota, Metazoa, Mollusca, Gastropoda, Planorbidae.